AUGACCAAAGCCUUAACCUUCUUCUCCACACUCACGGUCCUCUUCUUCCUCUUCUCGUCCUAUGUAACAGCCAAACAACCACGCUUCUAUCGAAGCAUUUCUCCGACAUCUCUGGCCCUCCGCAAAGAGAAGCUCAGCCACCUCCACUUCUACUUCCACGACAUUGUCAGCGGCCCAAAGCCCACCGCCAUAAGGGUGGCCGAGGCCCAAGUGACAAAACAUUCCCCCACCCUCUUCGGAGCCGUGGUCAUGAUCGACGACCCCUUGACAGCGGGGCCCGAGCCCAGCUCGAAGCUCGUGGGAAAAGCCCAGGGAAUCUACGCCUCUGCUUCGCAGAACGACAUGGGGUUGCUGAUGGUGAUGAACUUGGAUUUCUCUGAAGGCAAAUACAAUGGCAGCACGCUAAGCUUGCUUGGUCGGAACAGCCAUUUGAUCUUAAUUUGAUGCAAUUUUGUAACGAAGGAUUUCGAUGAAAACGUAUAUAGGUAGCAAUAUAGGUAGGCUCAUUUCGAUGUUUGUCUCCACCAUCUUCUCGCACUCAUUUUCUCUUUUUCUUUUUUUUCUGUGUAAUGUAGUCAGAAACCAUGCCAUGUGAUGUUCUUAAGUUCCUCCUAGCUAGCUUAGAAGAUAUACAAUA
Molecule: messenger RNA, 637 nt
Organism: Arachis ipaensis
Lineage: Eukaryota; Viridiplantae; Streptophyta; Magnoliopsida; Fabales; Fabaceae
Source: RefSeq, a predicted model, not a curated record